Molecule: messenger RNA, 2100 nt
Organism: Paramecium sonneborni
Lineage: Eukaryota; Ciliophora; Oligohymenophorea; Peniculida; Parameciidae
Source: the annotation of a GenBank genome assembly
AUGUCUAAAGAAUAAGAAUUACAAACUAAAAUUAAAUCUCUUGAAGAAGAUAUUCAAAAUAGGCAUAGAUAAAUUAUAUCUCUAACUGAUAAAGUGGAAGAGUUGUAACGAUCCAUCUCAAACAAUACUCAGGUAUCAAAUUCAAUCCUUAUUUCAGGUAGUUGAACUUGAAGAAAAAGUCAGAAUGCUUGAGUCAUAAAACCUUAAACUAAUAGAAAAGAAUCAAAGUGAUGUUGUUGAAUGGAGGUCCAAAGAAAGGGAUUUCAAUGUAUCUCUAAAAUUAUAUUCUAGAAUCAAAUCCAAACAUUAUAACGAAAAUUGAAUGAGGUUGAAGCUCAACUUAAUGAAGUUAAGGAUCUCAAUUAAUAACUUAUUGCUAAUACUACAUAAAACAAUAAUUCUGAAUCUCAGUUACAAUAAUUAACUAGUCAUUAUGAGCAUCUACUCUAAGAAAAGGAUACAUCACUUAAACUUAAAGAGACUCAGAUUUCUCAACAUGAAUAAAUCAUUCCAUAAUUACAAAAAGAUAAUGAAGAAAAAGAUUAAUAAAUAAAAUCAUUGAAAGAUUAAUUAUCCAUUUAAUCAUAACAAUUAAACCUUUUAACUUAAUAAAAUCUUAAUCUUAAUACUAUUACCGAUGAAGUCAAUAAUUUAAAGCAUCUAAAAGACAAUUUAUUGAAUGAUAAUUAAACACUUCAAUCUUAACUCUAAUAACUAAACUCUACCAAUGCUGAAUUAUCUAAUAAACUCUAAGUUUCUUAAGAUCAUAAUAAUAAUCAAUCAAAUCAAAUAUUGUAAUUAUAAAAUGAAUUGAAAGAUUCCCAAAAAUAAUACAAGGAAGAAAUGACUAAAAUAAUGUAAAUACUUGAAAAGACUAAAGAAAAAGUAUUUCUGUAUUUUACUAUUUACAUAGUCUAUUCAUGAUUAAGAGCUUUUUAAAACCAGGUUAAUAGAAAAAGAUGAUAUACUCAAUGAAGCCAAAAAAUAAUUUGAAUAAGCUACCAAAUAAUUUGAAAAGUAUUUACUCAUUGUAUUUAAAUCAAAGGGAAAAUGCUGCUCUUAAUACACAACUCACUUAAGCAAAUAAGACUCUAAAAGAUUAGACUAAAAAAAUCUCUGAUCUUGAACUGAAAAUUAAAGAAUUAGAAUCCAAAUUAUCAGAAACCAAUAGAUAAUACAUUAAAUCACUUGAACAUUCCAAAUAAUUAGACCUUGAAGUAAAAUUUAUACUUUAAUAUAUAGCUCAAAAAAUCUAUUUAAAAUAGUUCAAAACUUUAAGAAUAAAUGAUAUUCAAAGAUGAAGAAUUACAAAAAUCUAAAUAACUUUAAUUAAGGAUUCUACAAGAUAAUUCUGAUUUAAAAGCUAAAUUAGAAUUAUUGUUAUAAUAAAAUUCAAAAACUAAAUCUAAUGAAUUAUAAACUCUAAAAAAUUUGAUUCUAGAAAAAGAUUAAGAAAUUGAAUUACUUAAAUAAUAAUAAAAAUCUUUAGCAACUUAAUUAAAAACUAGUUAGGGUUAUGCAGCUAGAUUUAAAUAAAGAAAUAAAUAACUAGAAAUGGAGAAUACCGAACUCCUUAAAUCAAAAAAUAAUUUAGAAACUCUUUUUUAAGAAAUUCUUGAUCAAACAAAAUAAAAAUCAAAUGUUAAGAAUUUAUCUGCAGUUUCAAAUAAUCCUACAAAAUAUUAAAUGAGUUUACUUACUUAAAGAAAAAAUUAUAUGCAGGAAAAUACUUCAACUCAUUCAUAAGAUAAUAGAUCAUCAAGUUAAAAAUCAAAUAAUACUACUCCUAAUUAAGUUACAAAAACAGGAGAUGUAUCCUUUAAAAGAGCUAUUCUUGUAAGUGGAAAAAAAAAAGCUGCGCAUUCAGGGUCUUAAGAAAAUGUUAAUUCUAAAUAAUCCAACAAAGCACUCAAUGAAAUUUAAGAAUUAGAUGAAAGUCAGUAAUAAAAUAAACCUUAAUCUUAAGAUUAACAAUAAGCAUAAGAAUAAGAACAAAAUAUAUAAUAAAAUCAAGAACACAAAGAAGAAUAAAUAUUUGAUGAUCAAGAAAACAAUGAUGAAGUUGCAGAUUUUAAUGACGAUUAUAAUGAUCUUAAUUGA